Messenger RNA from Mytilus trossulus (common blue mussel), 894 nucleotides. Its product is annotated as protein fem-1 homolog A-like. Lineage: Eukaryota; Metazoa; Mollusca; Bivalvia; Mytilida; Mytilidae. The coding region runs from base 1 to 894 and encodes 297 amino acids. Gene Ontology annotation, molecular function: protein binding. The transcript has 9 exons. The record is from RefSeq and is a predicted model, not a curated record.
AUGCCACCAAAAUCUAAUAGAACACGAUGGCGUGGUGUUAGGGUAGAGGCAGAUGGAGCUCUGAUAGUAACGAAUCUUGAUCAAGAUAUAAUGGCAAGUUGGGAUGAGAGGAAAAUAGAUUUGUUUUGCUUACAGAAACUUCUUACAGCUGCAGAGAAUGGGAAUAUAAAAGAGGUAGAAUUAUGUGUAAAGAACAGAGCUAACUUGGAAUGUAGAAAUUCUAUUGGAUUGACACCAUUAAUGUUGGCAGCUAAGUACGGACACCUGGAGGUUGUGACUUACCUGGUCACUCACGGCAGUCAGUUAGAAGCUACAUCCACCUUGGCUGGAUUGACACCAUUAAUGUUGGCAGCUAAGUACGGACACCUGGAGGUUGUGACUUACCUGGUCACUCACGGUAGUCAGUUAGAAGCUACAUCCACCUUGACUGGAAUGACACCAUUAAUGUGGGCGGCUGUGAGAGGACACCUGGAGGUGGUGACUUACCUGGUCACUCACGGCAGUCAGUUAGACGCUACAUCCAAGUAUGGGGAAACAGCUUUACAUCAUGCUGCUCAGUUUGGAGGGAUUGAUGUAACAAAAUGUUUAGUAGAUCAAGGAUGCAGUCCUUGGGUGAAAUCAUUGGAGGGUAAGACUCCUUAUGAUCUGGUAAAAAUAGACAGCUAUGAUAAGGAAGAGGGAAAAAGGAAGAAGGAAGAAGUGAUGGACUUCCUCAAGCUUUCAUUGGUAGGACUGUAUAAAUUGAAAACUAAUAAAUUAAAGGGAGAUUUGCAUCCUUUACAGCUUUCAUUGGUUGGACUGUAUACGUCAGACCUCAGACAAUUCAAUGUAAUUACACCAAACCAGUCAUAUAAAAUUUAUAGGCCUAAGUCUGUCAAAGGAGGCUAUACAUGA